UAUAUUCUCUCAGUCCGAGUUUCCUGCUGGCGCGCGAUUGGAUUAUUAUUCUUGUUGUUAUUAUUAUUACUGCGCUUAUUAAAAAGCACCACUUGGCAAAUACGCCGCUGAUUUCCUUCAUUUACGCAUGCGGUAAGUUAUUGCACAGGUUUGGGCAGGUUUUGUCGGUCGCUACAUCGAAUGGCUAUUGUCCUUUAAUUCAAUCAGGAGACAUUGUGUGCUGGAGGCGGGGCUACUGGGAGAGACAACACACACACACACAGCUUUUAAUAUAUUUGUAUUUGGUUCGCCCAGAAACCUCGAGCGGUGCAUGUGACGCUGGAAAAUGAGCGACUCCGAGAAGCAGACACUUUCUGUGAAGGAAAAGGACGGAGUGGAGAAGAGGGGACGAGGAAGACCGAGGAAACAUCCAAAGGAGUCCAGUGGAUCUCCGGUUCUGAAAAGGCCGAGAGGGCGGCCAAAGGGCAGCAAAAAUAAAGGACCUUCCAAGAGAAAAGCAGGAUCAUCUUCAGAAAAGAAGCUAAAGGGGAAGCCCAAGAAGGAGGAAAAGGAGGCAUCUCAGGAGUCUUCUGAGGAAGAAGAGGAGGAUGAAGAUGAGGAACAGUAACUACUUCAUCCUCAGCACUACCUCAUAAUACGACACAACCUGGCACCACUUACUAAUCUACAGCCUCUAACAACGGGAUGUCGUCCACUCAACCACCUUUGUGGGACUGACAAAUAUCAUGUCUAUAACAAUCAGUUACAUGUAAAAAAAAAAAAACGAAAAAAAGUGGAAUAAUUUUAGAAUCUGUGAAUUAGGCUGCAUAUAAGUGUUUAGUCAAUUAAUGGUGCUUACUUGGUGCUUUUCAAAUUUUGUUUUGAUUUGCUUUUUUUUUUUUUUCUUUUCAAAUGUACUUCAUGUGACGUGGAAGGUCAGGGGGGAUAUAGAAUUAGAAGAAGAACUGUUCUGACCGUGAUGUGUAGUGGUCCUAUAGUUUGUGUAGGGCUUUCUGCUUAACUGCAGCUGAUUAUAUAUAUAUUUUUUGUUCCUUUUAAAUACCCCCUGUACUGACUAGAUUUUAUCUUUAUUAGAUUGCCUUUAUUAUACAUGUUGAUGCGUGAAUAUUCACCAUUUGUUGAAGGCUAGGUGUGUGUAUUUUGCAAGAUAAACAGAUCAUGCAUUUUAGAUUUGAAUACACCAUUUUCAGUCUUUCUCACUCUGGUGUAAUAGUCGAGUAGGUGAUAGAUGUCUGAUUUCUCGUUGCAAGUACAUUCCAGUAGCAUUUUUAACACACUUGUGACUAAUUUAUGUGGACUGUUCCUCAUAUACAUAUUUUUCUUCUUCUUCUCAUUGAAAGUUUUGCCUCUGUUAACUUUUACCAACCGGUCACUUUCCUAGGGCGAAGAAAAAUACACCCAGGCGGAGAAGUCUUUUGCUCUGGCCAGCAUUAAAAAGUUAUACUUUACAGUUUAAGGAUCCACCCAAAUACUUCUGCAAGUUUACAGAGAACACCUGUGAAACAAUGCACACUUGAGCAGCUAUACCUCAGUACCAUGGCUUGUGCUCGUGGCAGGUUUGCAUAUACUGUCAGAUCAGCUUACAGGAGACGGUGUCAUUUGGAUAAUUUCAGAAUAGUCGUGAUAACUCUGCGUCACAUCCCAUCUGUCCACAUUCUCUGAUCCAUAGCAACAAUAUGCAUCAGCCACCUCAGGAAUUACAGUCCGUAGACAGCAAGCGACAGACCAAGUAGUGUUCAGAUAGCACUGAUAACUAAUGUAAAGAAUGUGUUCUUCAUUUCUGUGGAAAACAACCUUUGCUCUGUACCUAUUUUUUUAAUGCAGCUGAGGAAUUGUCUACAAGCUCUUUUUAGGCUUAUACCACGUUUGUUGAUGCCGCAAAUACCUAUUUAUUUUCACGUUUAAUUGAGAAUUCAGUUGUAUCUGUGUAGCAUGUUGUGUUGUUA
Neoarius graeffei (lesser salmon catfish) is the source of this 1946-nucleotide messenger RNA. RefSeq names its product high mobility group AT-hook 1b (gene hmga1b). Gene Ontology annotation, biological process: regulation of DNA-templated transcription. NCBI's taxonomy places the organism in Eukaryota, Metazoa, Chordata, Actinopteri, Siluriformes, Ariidae. Bases 326 to 607 code for a protein of 93 amino acids. Gene Ontology annotation, molecular function: transcription coregulator activity; DNA binding. Gene Ontology annotation, cellular component: chromatin; nucleus. The record is from RefSeq and is a predicted model, not a curated record. The transcript is spliced from 5 exons.